UACACACAGAGCGAAAGUUUCCGCAGCAACGCAACUAGAAGCUAGAGAUCAACAACACGUUCAUCAUGUGGGCCGAUCUCAAAAACAAGGUGAUCUUGGUGACGGGCGCCGGUGCGGGCAUCGGCCAAGCACUGGUCAAAGAGCUGGCAGGCGCGGGAGCCACGGUCAUAGCAGUGGCCCGCAGCGAGGCACAGCUCAAGGAGCUAGCUGCCUUUGAUCCCAAGCACAUUCAGCCCCUGCAGCUGGACCUGGCCGAGUGGCAGCCGGUGAGAGAGGCCCUGGCCAAGGUGCCACUCUUGGACGGACUGGUGAACAAUGCCGGAGUGGCCAUCAUCAAGCCAUUCGAGGAGCUCACCGAACAGGACUUUGAUACCCACUUUAAUGUGAACAUCAAGGCCGUCUUCAAUGUGACCCAGGCCCUGCUGCCCAAGCUCCGCGAUGGAGCCUCCAUUGUGAAUGUCUCCUCGAUAGCGGCAUCGCGCUCGUUUGCCGGUCAUACCGCGUACAGUGCCACCAAGGCGGCCCUCGACUCGCUGACCAAGUCAUUGGCCCUGGAGCUGGGUCCACGUCGGAUACGAGUCAAUUCGGUCAAUCCCACGGUGGUGCUGACCAAAAUGGGGCGUGACAAUUGGUCGGAUCCCGGCAAGAGCGGACCCCUGCUGGCCCACAUUCCGCUCAAUAGGUUCUGUGAGGUGCAGGAGGUUGUCGACGCCACUGGCUACCAUUAAUCCGCGUCAGCGAAACGGAGCAAAGCUUCUCGAAAUCAAAGUCCAACAGAUUGCGGUUGAUCGUGUCCAGGUAGGGACACACGCGAUACUUCGGAUUGAACACGGAUGGCGUCUCUGCAUGGUGGA
Drosophila miranda is the source of this 854-nucleotide messenger RNA. Its product is annotated as L-xylulose reductase-like. The record is from RefSeq and is a predicted model, not a curated record. The transcript has 3 exons. Gene Ontology annotation, biological process: glucose metabolic process; xylulose metabolic process. The coding region runs from base 66 to 728 and encodes 220 amino acids. Gene Ontology annotation, molecular function: L-xylulose reductase (NADPH) activity; carbonyl reductase (NADPH) activity. NCBI's taxonomy places the organism in Eukaryota, Metazoa, Arthropoda, Insecta, Diptera, Drosophilidae.